CUCCCGACGGCUGUGGCGGCCGCCAUGGAGGCGAGCGGGCCCUGAGGAGAGGCCGGGCUGGGCCGGGCCGGCGGCCUGCAGCCGCGAGAGGCGGAGGCCGGGAGGGACACUCAGCGGGGGAGGCGGGAGCGAGCCGGGACGCCGCGGAAGGCUCGGUGCUCCGUGUGUGCUCCGGCCGCCGACCCGCGGCUCCUGGCCUCGGCCCCGGUCUCCGGCCGCAGACAUGGCGGGCGGGCACUGCGGCAGCUUCGCCGCGGCGGCGGCCGGCAGCGGGGAGAUCGUGCAGCUGAACGUAGGGGGGACCAGAUUCAGUACCUCAAGGCAGACUCUUAUGUGGAUUCCAGAUUCUUUUUUUUCCAGCUUGCUGAGUGGAAGAAUUUCAACACUUCGAGAUGAAACUGGCGCUAUAUUUAUUGAUAGGGACCCGGCAGCAUUCGCCCCCAUUUUAAAUUUUCUCCGGACAAAAGAACUUGACUUAAGGGGAGUGAGCAUCAGUGCUCUCAGACACGAAGCUGAGUUCUACGGGAUCACUCCGCUGGUGCGAAGGCUGCUGCUGUGUGAGGAGCUGGAGAGGUCAUCCUGUGGCAGUGUCCUGUUCCACGGCUACUUGCCCCCACCAGGCAUUCCCAGUCGUAAAAUAACUAACACAGCUAGGUCCUCUGUGGAUGCUAGGAAUGGACUAAAUCCUACAGAAGGCGAAGCCCGGGGAAGCGGGACCCAGCCUGUGCUCUCUGGAGAUGGAGACGAGACUGUUAGGCUGGGAUUUCCCGUGGAUCCAAGAAAGGUGCUAAUAGUCGCUGGCCACCACAACUGGAUUGUAGCUGCCUAUGCACAUUUUGCUGUGUGUUACAGAAUCAAAGAGUCUUCGGGAUGGCAGCAAGUGUUUACAAGCCCGUAUCUGGACUGGACCAUUGAAAGAGUGGCUUUAAAUGCAAAAGUGGUUGGAGGUCCUCAUGGAGACAAAGACAAAAUGGUGGCCGUGGCCUCAGAGAGCAGCAUCAUCCUGUGGAGCGUCCAGGACGGAGGAAGCGGAAGUGAAAUCGGUGUGUUCAGUCUUGGUGUUCCUGUAGAUGCCCUCUUCUUUAUUGGGAACCAGUUGGUGGCCACGAGUCACACGGGAAAAGUGGGAGUGUGGAAUGCUGUCACUCAGCAUUGGCAGGUGCAGGAUGUUGUUCCUAUAACCAGUUACGACACUGCGGGCUCCUUCCUUCUCCUGGGAUGCAACAAUGGAUCAAUAUAUUACAUAGACAUGCAGAAGUUCCCAUUACGGAUGAAGGAUAACGACCUCCUUGUCACUGAACUCUAUCACGACCCCUCGAAUGAUGCCAUCACUGCGCUGAGCGUUUACCUCACCCCCAAAACAAGUGUCAGCGGAAACUGGAUUGAGAUCGCGUACGGUACGAGCUCUGGAGCCGUGAGAGUGAUUGUCCAGCACCCAGAGACAGUCGGGUCAGGGCCGCAGCUCUUCCAGACCUUCACGGUCCACCGAAGCCCCGUUACGAAGAUCAUGCUGUCCGAGAAGCACCUGGUGUCAGUGUGUGCCGACAACAACCAUGUCCGCACGUGGACAGUGACGCGGUUCAGAGGGAUGAUCUCCACUCAGCCCGGCUCCACCCCUUUAGCGUCGUUCAAGAUCCUAUCCUUGGAGGAGACGGAAAGCCAUGGCAGCUAUUCCUCUGGAAAUGACAUAGGGCCUUUUGGAGAACGAGAUGAUCAACAGGUGUUUAUCCAGAAAGUUGUUCCCAUCACUAACAAGCUGUUUGUCAGGCUGUCGUCAACUGGAAAAAGGAUCUGUGAGAUCCAGGCUGUUGACUGCACUACUAUAUCGUCGUUCACCGUGAGGGAGUGUGAGGGCUCCAGCAGGAUGGGCUCGCGGCCCAGGCGCUACUUGUUCACAGGCCACACAAACGGCAGCAUCCAGAUGUGGGAUCUGACCACGGCCAUGGAUAUGGUCAACAAGAGCGAGGACAGGGAUGCUGGCGGCCCCACUGAGGAAGAGCUGCUCAAGCUGUUGGACCAGUGCGACCUGAGCACAUCCCGCUGCGCUACCCCCAACAUCAGUCCUGCCACGUCCGUGCUCCAGCACAGCCGCCUCCGAGAGUCCAGCUCCAGCCUUCAGCUCCAGCACCAUGAGACCAUCCAUGAGGCAGCCACUUACGGUGCCGCGCGGCCCUACCGAGAGAGUCCUUUGUUAGCCAGAGCCAGGAGGACUGAGAGUUUCCACAGCUACAGGGACUUCCAGACUCUCAAUCUCAGCAGAGAUGUAGAGAGAGCCCUUCCGGAACAUGGUCACAUGGGUCCAACACAGGCAGACGUGAAAGGGGCAGCGGGGGAGUGCAGUGCGUCUGAAAGGAAGUCCCCCGGGACAGGGACAGAGCUGAGGUGUGUGAAGGAGUCAGAUGGCAGCUUAGAAGUGCAGAAAACAGCCGACGGGUUGUCAGAGUCCAAGAAAAGGUCGUCAGAGGACGAGGCUGAGCAUAAAGUGGAGUUGCGCAAGAAAGGAUUUGAAGCAGGGGGAUUCCUUGGCAGAAAGAAGGCUCCCCACCUGGCAUCCUCACCGAGCACCUCUGAUGGAGGGACCGACUCUCCUGGUACGGCUUCCCCGUCUCCAACGAAGACCACUCCGUCACCCCGGCACAAAAAGACUGAUUCCUCGGGCCAAGAGUACAGCUUGUGAACUCAACCACGGUGCACGAUAAUUUUGAUAGAUUUACAUGAAAAACAAAAUUCCCUGGGUGAAGAGUACAUUGGCUUUUACAUCAAGACUUUAUAGGAUACAACCUCGCCUGAUUAGUGUUUCCUGGGGCAGGAGCAGAGCACACUCUAAGGGGGUGCAGUGGUGUGUUCCUUGACAGUGGAAGUGACCCUGCUCCUGCAGGCACAUGGGAACCAUCCCUCCUGGUUUGUUGUCCCAGCCCCCUAGAGCAUGUGAGGCAUGUGAUCCUCAUCCCGCUGCCCAGGGCUUGCCUUGCAGUGGUACCUCAGCAUCGAUCACAGACUCUCCCUGGAAUGUGGCUCCCCACCCACCCUUGUGAUUGCGAAGUGUUUACCUGAUACCUGAUGAGGUGCUAUGUCGUGAAACAGUCUCAUGUAACUCAGAACACUACCAGUGGGCCCCGGGCUCCUCUGUGCACUACAUCUUUAGGGUUGUUUUAGUUCAUUGUGGUCAGUUUCUGAUUCUUGUUGGAGCUAAUGCAGCAUGCACACCAGUGUUUGAUACCUGAAGUCUGUCCAGUGGGAACAACUGUCCAUGUUUGUCUGGGUAAGAUACUAACAACAGAGAGGAUAGCUGUGUGUAGAAGGGCAGCCUUCCAUUGCUGGCCCGCCCUCCUUUAGGGUAACUGUGGACUGGGAUUCUAGAUUUGGAGCUAAUGCUUCCGUAUGUAAAACUGUUGUUCUGACUUUAUUUUGAACUCUGAGGGCAAAAGAAAAGUUUCUUUACAUUUUCUUCAUUUAAUCUGGAUGGUUUACACAUUUCUGCAAUGGAGAAAAUGUAAAUUUAAACCCAUGAGCAUUUGCCAGUGAAUGAUGUAUAAUUUCCACUCCCAGAAGUACAAUGAAGUUGGAAAAAUUCUUUAAAAUUAACUAUAUUGUCAGUGAUUUCACAAAAACUCCCUUGUAUUUAUUUGUCAAUUAAAUGGAAUGAGAACGGUCA
Molecule: messenger RNA, 3655 nt
Organism: Mesocricetus auratus (golden hamster)
Lineage: Eukaryota; Metazoa; Chordata; Mammalia; Rodentia; Cricetidae
Gene: Kctd3
Product: potassium channel tetramerization domain containing 3
Exons: 18
Coding region: 224-2677 (817 amino acids)
Biological process (GO): protein homooligomerization
Molecular function (GO): protein binding
Source: RefSeq, a predicted model, not a curated record